AUGUCCACCAAAACCCUAAACGGCUCGUGCCUCUGCGGCAAAAUCACAUACGCGCUCGACCUGCCAGCGUCCGAGCCAAACCCCAAGAUCGUAGCCUGCCACUGCACCAGCUGCAAAAAAUACACGGGCUCCGCCUUCUCCUCGAACCUCAUGCUCUCGCCCUCCUCGAUCCGGUACACGAGCAGCACCAAGCCGAGCAUAUUCACAGACAACUCCACGGACAGCGGGAACCCGCUCGCGCGCGCGCUGUGCAGCGAGUGCGGGUCGCAUUUCACGUCGUCGCCGCAGGAUGCACCGACCUGGACGGCGCUGAAGUGGGGGACGCUGGAUGAGGAGGCGAGAGCGCAGUGUAAUGAGCUGGGAGGGGAGAUUUAUUGUAAAAGGAGGGAUGGGUGGGUUGAUGGUUUGGUUAAAGGUGGGGAGGAGCGUUUUAAGGCUGAGGGGAUGUCGUGA
This is a messenger RNA of Aspergillus puulaauensis, 453 nucleotides long. RefSeq names its product GFA family protein. The coding region runs from base 1 to 453 and encodes 150 amino acids. NCBI's taxonomy places the organism in Eukaryota, Fungi, Ascomycota, Eurotiomycetes, Eurotiales, Aspergillaceae. The transcript is spliced from 2 exons. The record is from RefSeq and is a predicted model, not a curated record. Gene Ontology annotation, molecular function: carbon-sulfur lyase activity.